Doryrhamphus excisus (bluestripe pipefish) is the source of this 4384-nucleotide messenger RNA. RefSeq names its product codanin 1 (gene cdan1). Lineage: Eukaryota; Metazoa; Chordata; Actinopteri; Syngnathiformes; Syngnathidae. Gene Ontology annotation, biological process: chromatin organization. The record is from RefSeq and is a predicted model, not a curated record. Gene Ontology annotation, cellular component: nucleus.
CGGCGUGCGCAUGUGUGCUCACUGGCCCCGCCCCUUUUGCCCUCAGCUCAUCAGCCGCGCAGCGACUGCUCGGAAUGGCGGCUCUUUUGGAAUCCGUACUGGCGAGGAAAGUGCACAUCAGCAAGGUGUUGGACUGGCUGAAAAACGCGCAGGAUGGUGACAAGCUAGCCUCCGGUGAUCCGGCUGUAACGUUCCACAAGCAGGAAUUCGUCCCGUUCCUGUUAAACUUCCUACGGGAGCAGAGCAGCCAGGCCCUCACCCAUGGCCCCGCCACGCCCGCCAAGACCCCCAAACGGCCCAGACCUGCCGCUCAGUCGCAGGGCUUCUCCGAGAGGAGAUCCUGCAGGUCCGCCGCUACCGGUUCUCGCAGCGGGAGCCGCGUUCAGCUCUUUUCCCCGGCGCCGUCGGCGUCUCCCGGGAUGGAGUUGGACGCAAGCGGUCCCGGUCAUUUCAGCAACCCGUCCUUCGCUAACACUUGGAGUCCAGCGUCCAGACCCUCGGGGUCAGAGCGGCGUUCCAGCCAGAAGAUCAGCCUCGGCGACUACAUGAUGUCUUCCCCUGAACUGCAGAAGGGACGGCGAAGGAGCGGCGGCGGGGGUGGCGUGGCAACCGGAACUCAGGGGAGACACGCGGGGGGGCGAGGAGCUCAUCACGGGGAUGAAAGCGUCAGGAGGACAAGCAGAGGAGGUGCCAUCAGCCAGCAGGUUUCACCUCAAUCUGUAAACCAGCUCAAUUUCAACAACCUGGACGACUUUCCGCCUGUUGGCAUGUCGCCCGUUACCCCCACAGGAGGCAAACCGUCCCGAAGAAUCAACCCGACGCCAGUGAGCGCGGAGCGGCCGCACUCCAAACCCAAGACCUGCUUCACCUCCACGCCCUUCACCGGAGCUCCCGGUCCACCGCCGGGAGCGGCUGAGGGUCCCGACUGGUCCACGGCGAGCAGCCCCCCGAGCCUGAUGGAGGAGAGGGCGCUGUUAAAGAGAGAGAAGUCAAAGCGCGCCCAGCACGCCUGCUCUCCUCCGCCCUCCUCCUCGGAGGAGCCGUGCACCCCAACCAAGUCGGGGGUCAGAGUCCCGUCCAAGUUGACACCGGACCAAGCGACCGCUUGUCCCGAGCCGUCCAAAGUGACGUCGGCGUUGGAUCUGGACCUCCUCGCCGAGCUGUACUGCACGUGCAUUUCUGAGAACUUGGUGCCAAAUAUUUUUCUGGAGCUUUUCUUUGUGAUGCAGCUGCUAACGUCUCGUUUUCCUCUCGCUUGUGAUGGAGACGACGAGAAGGAGAGCGUGCGUGAACUCGACUCAGAUGUUCUGGAGAGACAUUACUUGAGACAAGUACACAACUGUGUGUACUUUGCCGUGAAGGUUCUGGAGAAUCAGUACCAGUUGUUGACUCACAUGGACAAGUGCACCUUGCGUCUCCUGGCGGAGAACGAGAGAGUGGCGUCCUUCUCGCCGCAUCUGCGAGAUCGUUUAUCUCAGGCGCAGGACGGAAGUACAGCCAAGCUGUCUCCGUCCGUCUCCACCUUCAUCCACUCGGUUCCGUUCCAACCUGCCACGGACAACCGCUCCAACUUCAGCAGCGACAAGGCCUUUCAUACCUUUAAGAAGCAAAGGGACAUUUUCUACGAGGUGCUGCGGGAAUGGGAGGACUUCCACAAGGAACCAGGCUGGAGCUUUGACGCCGUUCUCGGGAGUCGGAUUCGAGGAAUGAUGAGUCAGCUGACCGCCGCUGGGAACCAUUCGCAUUUUGCCCGUCUCUUCCUGAAGCAGCUUGUUCAGAUGUGCAAAGGUCCUCGGUUUAACGGGUCCCCUGGCGACACCCCCGACGGCGACCUGCUGGGCAUGCUGGGGGCCGACGGACUGGGCCGCUUGAAGCGUCUGGAGGAACGUCUCAUUCAGCCUCACGGAGUCGUCGCCCCGUGCCCGCCUCCUUCUUUUCCCGGCCACCAGGAGUUCUUCCGGGACUUCCUGCAAGCGGCCAGUUGCUGUCAGCUGAACCAGCACCUUCAGGACAGCCUGUGUCAGCAGGUCCUUCAGCUGGACGACGUCUCCAUCCUCGGUCCUCCUGCUUCCGUCGGAGGAGAGCAAGAGGAGGAAGGCGACGGUGACCUGGAGCAGCAGGAUGAGAAGCAGCGAUUCACCUCGGUGCUUCUCCUCGCUCGUCUUCUGGCAAAGUUUUUGGGUUUCAUCUCGUUUCUGCCGUACCAAACAUCAGAGAAACCCUGCAGGGAGAUCCAGGAGGCCGCUGUGGCUUUACGGAGCAAAAGCGUUCCUGUGCUGGACGUCUGCGCCGUGCUGAGGAGCAGCGUGAGGAGGAAGCGCACCAUCCUGACCGUACCCUGGCUGGUGGAGUUCCUCUCCAUGCUGGACUUCACCGGUCCACUGCUGCUCAGCUACAGGGUGGUUUUGGGAACACUGUGUCUCCUCUACAGGAGAAUGACGCUGGGUUCCUGCGGAGAAACCUUCUACCUGAACAAGCUGCUCAUCGUGUCCGUACUGGGAUGGCUCUUCCAGAUCCCCGUCAUCCCAGAGGAGGUGUUCUUCACCGGUGACUUCACUGAGGUGGCCCAACUGGACCAAGGGGAUGCCGGGGGUGCUGGUCUUGACUGCAUCCCCCUGGUGGACCAGCAGCUUCUCUACACGUGCUGUCCAUUUCUUGGCGAGUUCCGCAAGCUCCUCGCCGCCUUCGUUUCGGGGAGCGGCGCCAAGAGCGGCGGCAUCGUUCGCAAGAUCACGCCGACGUCCGCCGAGCCCCGAGACGCCCAGGGCGCCAAACGCUCGCAGCAGAAGCUGCAGGCCGACCUGGAACAGGCGUUCUUCCACAACCAGCCGCCUUCCUUGAGACGCACGGUGGAGUUUGUCGCCGAGCGCGUCGGAUCCAACGCCGUCAAGCACAUGAAGGCCACUUUAGUGAGUGAGUUAGUGGAGAGAGGGGAGAAGAUGCUGAAAGACGGACUGGAGUCGCCCAAAGCCGACCCGCCCAAACUGAACGAGUCCAUCUGUGCUCAGCUGUGUGAGGCGGGACUGGAGGCCCUGACCCGGGCUAGCAGGUUUUGCUGUGAGAAGAGUCCAGAAGCCAUCAGGAUUUUGCUCCCUGAUGAGACCUCCCCUGCUGUCCUGGCCACCUCUGAGAACAUAACCAAACAUCUUGCCACGGAGAAAGCUAGCAGUUGGCUCUCGGCGAACAUCACGGCGCUGAUCCGGCGGGAGUGGAAGUGCAGGUACGAGCGCGUCAUGAAGACGACGGGGAGCUCCGUGCCUUCCGACUUGGCGGAGGCGGGGCCCGCCCUGGACGAGCUGGUCGCUCACGGGACGUCCGUCACGCCUAAAAGAAAGCAAGGCGACGGCAGAGCCGCGUCCUGUUCCCCUUCCUGCACCCACGGCGCCUCGCUGCCCUCCGACGUCCUCAUCGCCAUCAAAGACUUGUUGAGCGUCGCGGUGGGUCCCAGGACUGACGAGGAGCUGCCACGUGGUUCUCAGCUUCAGAGACUUUUCCAGCAAGUGGGGGCCACGCUGGCCUGCAAGAAGUUCUUAACUGCCGUGUCGGAGCAGAUGCUCCUCAACUCCACCGUCCUUCUGGCUUGCAAGCUGGUGUCUGCAGAGCUGCCCCUGGCGGCUCCGUCAGACUCUGCCUCGACGUCGGAGCCUCCUCUCAGAGCCUUGCUGGAGCAGCUCGGCGAGCUGUGGGAGGAAAGCUGCUCUCCUCCCGCCGCCCCACUACGCCUCCUCUUUUCACCCCCUGCCGUCACCGCAGUGCUGACGGCCGGCGACGCCGAGUGGAACAACUAUCUGUUUUUACUGCGGAGGCUUGUUGCCAGAGGCCUCUUAUCUGAGGAGGACGUCCUGUCUCAUUGGACCAAACUCACCGAGCAGGUUGUUCCAGGCGGACUAAUGGAGAAGUUCCAGCUCCGGUCUCAGAUGGACAAACGUUUGCUGCCCUCAGCAGAGCUGCAAAGUCAAACGGACAUGUUGCAGCUUUUUCAGCAGACGGUAGAGGGCGCUACAUGACAAGUAUUUUAUACUAAUACCGGAGAGCCAAGAAAAAGCGCUCAGGUAAGGGCUUUUAAGACAUGCCAUGGUUGGAGACAGUGCCUUAGAGAGUUAGUAAAAAAAAAAAACAAAACAAAAAAAACCAACCAACCCAAGGUUAAUACGUGCUUUUUAAACUCGCACUUUCACACGCUGCCUUUUUAGCCGUUUAGUGGUAGCUAGCAUGUCCAUUAGCAUGAAUGCAAGAAUGCAUUUGUGGUUAUGCGUCUGUUCACGUUGAACAAAGCACCGUGCUCCUUUUUGCUGGAAGAAAAAAAAAAAAAAAAGAAUAUUUUUUAAAGUUUGUCACAAAAAUGUACACGAGAAUGCUAAUAAAGAUAAAGUCCUUUAUGUUG